AUGGACAUUUUUAAAAACAAAAUCAAGGGUAUUCAAGUGACAAAUUUGUUUAAUGGUCCCCUUGAUGAUAUUAAACAAAAUAUUAUAGAUAAAGUUAAUACCAUAGGCUUUGAAAAAAAUAGUAUAUAUGAAUCGAAGGACUACCAUUUGGAUGAUGAAUGUCAGCAUGUAAUUGAUAACUAUCUUUUAGAAAAUGGAGAAUUAAUUAAGGAGUUUCUUACUGGAAAUGAUUUAAGUAGUGGUGAUUGUUCCCAACACAAAUUAAUUGUAUCUGAAACAAGUGGAUUUAGUUCCAAUAAUAUUCUGAAACAGCCAAUUAGUAUUGAUUCAAUAUUUGAAGAGGCGGUUUUCAGGAAGAAGCAAGUUGAUUUAAAGUUAUAUUCUCAGCUGAAUGAAAUGUCUCAACCAUUUUUUUCUACAUUAGACCAGUUUGAGCAAAUUAAGGCAAAUGUCGCUGAAAUUGUAUCUUUCCUUGGUGGGAACUCUGAUUCGGAUGGUUAUUGUAAAGAUAUAAAUGCAUGUUCUGAAGAAUUCAAAUCUUUAAACAAAAUUCUACUAUAUUUACAUAAAAGAAAGAGGGUUUGUUCCAUUAUUGACCGGCUUGAAAAAUUAGACAAGUUAAAGUUUGUUCAAUCAGAUGUACAGCUUCUUUUAAAUGAAAAGGAAUACGAUAAAGCCAUUAAGAUGAUUGAUGAAUCAGUGGAAAUUCUGGGAACUGAAAUGAAAGGAGUCAAAGCAGUAAAUACAUUAUCUGUUCAGUUGUACGAGAUGCAGAGCGUUAUAGAAAAAUUGGUAUGCCAGGACUUCAUUCAUUUUAUUCUAUCUUGGUUAAGCUUUGGUGAAAUUCCUACAAAAGCUGAAAUCUCUUACUCCAAACUUAUCCAGUAUGACUCACAAUUUGAACAAUUGCUUCAGUUCUUCCGUAAUAUAGAAUCUGUUAGGGACACUGAAAGCUUCAAAAUUUCUGUAUUCCAAAAGUUUCAAAAAUUAUGUCUUUUUCUUUAUAAUGAAGAUAAUACUAAAUUCUCCUCAAUAUUCAACAUUAACUUAGUGAUGAACCCAAUUGUUGCUUUAAUAAAAAAGGAAAGAAUUAACUUGGCAAUUGAUGAUCUUGAAAUACAUCUUAACAACUUUAUUGAUGAAAAAAAUCAGAACUUGAUGGAUAAUUUGAAAAGAGAUUUGGCUCUCUUGGAAACUAAUUCUAAUAGUAAAAUAAUUUGUUCAAAUAGUAAAUUUAACCACCAAAGUUUAGAACUAAUUCUAAAUUAUAAUAUUUUAAACAUUUUUUACAAACUAAUAUUCGUAUUUUCAAUAAUAAUCCACUCAAAUAGAUACUUACAGGAGAAUUUUGAGAGCCAAAACUCGGAAACAGCAAAUAAAACUUUAAAACAUAUUUAUCUUCCAAUAAUACAACUUCUUGAACAAAUACUAAUACGUAUCUUUUCAAAAUUAUUAAUCUCAAAUGAUAAUGAAAACAACGAAAUAAAUCCUUCCAAAGAUACCUACAAACACUCAAGCCAAUAUUAUAUAGUGUUUUUAAAGUAUAUAAUAAUAGUCACAAAACUUCAGAAUCACUUUAAUGAACAAAUGACAUCUACAUGCAAUAAAUCAUAUGUAGCUUCUAAUAGUAAAACUAUCAACUUUUUUGGAAAGGCUGCAGUAGAUAUAAGACUUUCUCUUUAUAAUUACUAUAAAACCGUAUUUGAGAAUGAGUUAAUGAAAAAUUUCUGGAUAAAUUUAUCUGUUAUUAUUGAUAAUGAAAAGUGGGAAAAGAAGGAUUUGUAUUUGAAAUAUAAACAAACUUUUAAACUAUUUAUCACAGGAGAAUUGGGAAAAGAAGAAUCAAUUGGAAUUCAAAAUUAUUUUGUUUCAUAUGAUAAAUAUGAAUUAAACUUGCCAGAAUGUUGUUUAAGAUGUAUUGAAUUUACAAGUAAUAUGUUUGUAUUUAUUCAAAAAGUUCCGAUUAUAUCAUAUUUAGGGUUUACCCUAGUUUUUAAAUUCAUUUUAAAUUAUUGUAAGAAAUGCUUUGAAAACAUAAUGAAUGGUGAUUCAGUGAAUAGAAAGUUAAUUGAAAAGAUUACAGCUUAUAACAUGUUUUUAUGUGCUCAAAAUACAUAUUUCUGGGUAAUUUCACUGGAAAAAAUAGUAAAUUAUCAAUUCAGAAUACUUGAAAAGGAAUAUAUUACAGACGAAAAAUUUGUGAAUGAUAACAUAAACUUACUUAAUGACGAAAAUAACUUGGAUGUUUUAAUAGGUGUUAAACUUCCUAUUGAUUACUUAAAUAAUAUUAAAAUGGAAUUAAAAAGGAUAUUAGAUCAGCUUGAAGAACUUAUGGAAUUGUCCUUAAAAAAGAUAUCAGAUAUUAUUAUUGAUCGAUUCAAAAACUGUAUAUUGAAUUGGAUAAAAAACAACAUUAUUGAAAAGGAUUUGUAUCAAGAAAAAAAUGACUUAAAUAAACAUAAAGUUGACGUAAAUAUGAAUAAUUUUAUCAGAGAUUUCAGUAAUCUAGAGAAAACUAUGAGGAAGUAUUUGAAAAUAGAUUUUCUUAUUUGGAGAAUUAUUGAGAGAAUUGAAACGGAGUGCCUUAACACAUGGAAGAACUUUUUAUUAACUGAAAAUAAAAAAAUGCUGAUUGGAAGUAAAAAAUUGAAUUAUUCUAAUUUACUAUUUGAUUUAUUUUAUUUCCAUGUGGAAAUAACCACUAAAAUUUUGUAUGGAGAAGAUGAAGCAAAUUUAGAGAAAAAGAAAAAUUUGUCAAUAUCUUUACUAGACACUUUAUUUGAACACUUUCAAAUGAAUUUCUCAAAGUUUGAUGAAAAAAAAAUCUUUCAAAUAAAAGAAACUUUUUCUUUUAUUAGAAAUAAAUUAAACACGUAA
Cryptosporidium ubiquitum is the source of this 2877-nucleotide messenger RNA. RefSeq lists its product as uncharacterized. The transcript has a single exon. NCBI's taxonomy places the organism in Eukaryota, Apicomplexa, Conoidasida, Eucoccidiorida, Cryptosporidiidae. Gene Ontology annotation, biological process: Golgi to vacuole transport; retrograde transport, endosome to Golgi. The record is from RefSeq and is a predicted model, not a curated record. The coding region runs from base 1 to 2877 and encodes 958 amino acids. Gene Ontology annotation, cellular component: GARP complex. Gene Ontology annotation, molecular function: syntaxin binding.